Messenger RNA from Dioszegia hungarica, 858 nucleotides. Its product is annotated as putative kinetochore protein SPC25. Lineage: Eukaryota; Fungi; Basidiomycota; Tremellomycetes; Tremellales; Bulleribasidiaceae. The transcript is spliced from 5 exons. Gene Ontology annotation, biological process: chromosome segregation. The record is from RefSeq and is a predicted model, not a curated record. Gene Ontology annotation, cellular component: Ndc80 complex. Bases 1 to 858 code for a protein of 285 amino acids.
AUGUCCGCCUCGCAAAUCCAGCCCGUCAGCCUGCUCGAUAUCGUGCAUAAUGGAUCACUGGACCUGCAGUGGGACCCAUUCCACUCGCAUGUUGACGCUUUCCUCCGAGCUAUCGACAAAUAUGCUCAAGAAGCGCGCAUCGAAAUUGCGAGUCGGGCCACAGAGCACAGCGAACAAGUCCGGGAGUUCAAGGCCGGUAAAGAAGAAAUGGAGCGGCGAAUCAACAAUGAGCGGGAAAAGGAAGCUCAAAUGCUAGCUUCGCUCGAAUCGGAGCGACACGCACAUACCGACCUCCAAGCGGCCGUAUCUCACCUCCAAACGACCCUCCAAAAAGUUAGGGAAGAGACCGCCGCGCUCGAAGUGGAGCUCCGGUCCGUCAAGCGCGAAGUGGCCGGCGAGCGUGCUGAGAAGGAGCGGCAGCGCGCGACGCUCGAUGAUCAGAAGGCGCAGGAUCAGCGGGAGGUGGAGGUUUUGGAGGAUAUACUGGGGUUGAAUAUCGUGGGCGGGGAUCAGCCGAAUACGCUGUUGUUCAAGUUUAGGCUGGUGGAUCCUCUGGAGCCGGAGAGGGAGUUUGCGCUGGUAGCGGAUGUGUCGCAGUAUGACUAUAAGGUCACGCGCUGCGACCCUCCGAUCCCGAAUCUAGGGGUACUGGUACAACAGCUGAAUGAAGACCGGAACAUCAUGGCCUUCAUCAAGCGAGCGCGGAAAGCAUUCCGGCAACUCGUACCCGAACCGCCUAAACCACCAUCCCGAUUCGACGAUCUCUCAGGUCCGGGCGCAAAGCCCUCCGCAUCGCAGAAGAAGGGAGCCGAAGAUGUCUUGGAUGGCGCAGGGGUAUCAGAGCUGCGACUGGAGUGA